AUGUCGGUCGUCGGGGUGCAUCAGAACGAUGCCCUGAAUCGCAUCUUUGCCGGUCUCAGGAGCAGAGACGAAGCAUCACGGCAAGCAGCUGGAGAAGAGCUCAAGUCGCACGUUGCCUUCGUCGUCUCGGAGCUCAAAGGCGACAGCCUCUCCACGUUCAACAACGAUCUUCACCGCAGAAUCUUCGAACUCACACACAGUCAACAUGUCCACGAGAAGCUCGGCGGCAUCAUCGCCAUCGAGGAUCUCAUCGAGCAGGAGAGCGAGGAUAACAGCGCGCGACUCUACCGAUUCUAUCAAUACCUCAAACCAAAUCUGCCAUGCAACGAUGCUUCCGUCAUGAUCGCUGCCUCUCGCGCGCUGGGCCGAGUCGCUUACCACGGCGGCCAAUCUUUGGGGGAGCAGUUCAUCGAAUAUGAAGUGCUUCGUGCGCUCGACUUCCUGCAAGCCGGUGAUCGCAACGAGUCAGGCCGAUAUGCAGCCGUGCUCAUCAUUCGCGAGAUGGCCAAAAAGGUGCCUCAGCAGUUCCAUCCUUACGUGCCGCGAGUCCUCGAUCGCAUCUGGGUAGCGCUGCGAGAUGUCCGCGUCAUUGUCAGAGAAGGUGCUGCAGAAGCUAUGGGUGCCUGCCUCGGCAUCAUCGCCGCUCGAGAAAAGCAAAUGGGCAGCUACUUCUUUGAAUCGAUUUACGAAGAGGCAGAGAAGGGCCUCAAGAUGAGCGCCGCCGAGGCCAUUCAUGGAAGUCUAUUGGCAGUCCAACAGCUUCUGCAGCACUCCAAGACCUUCAUGCGCAACCGCUUUCAGCGUGCCUGUGAGCUCGUCUUCCGACUACACAAGCAUCGCGAUCCGCUUAUCCGCCGCACCAUCACCAACCUCGUGCCUGUUCUGGCCCGCUAUGAUCCACACUACUUUGCCGAAGAGCAUCUCGGCGCGGUCAUGAGCAUACUCACCGAGCAGCUGCGCAAGGAGAAGGAUCGAUCACCAAAAGAGUCGGCACAGACAUUCGAAACGAUCGGCUUCGUCGCCGCUGCCAUGGGACCCAAGAUGAAGCCUUUCAUCGAGCCCGUGUUGGCGUGCGUUAAGGAGGGCUUGCAGAUGCGAGGCAAGAAGAACGCACCACCAGAGGGUCCGAUCUUCCUCUGCAUCGGCAACCUCGCCACAGCGGUGGGUCCGCAUCUCACAAGAUACAUGCACGAUCUGCUCGAUCUCAUGUUCUCCUGCGGUCUUAGCAUCCCGCUCGUCACAGCACUCGACGGCAUCGUUAAGGCCAUUCCGCCACUCAUGAAGGUGGUGCAGGAUCGACUCCUGGAUAUGCUGUCCAUGACGCUCAUCGGGCAACCAUAUCGCCCGCUCGGAGCACCGGCGAGUCUCAGACCCUCCGCCAACGCCAGCCGCGAUGUGGGGGCCGCACAGACGGUCGAGUCGAAAGGAGUCGAGACCAUCACGGUGGCCUUGCAGACGCUCGGCAGGUUCGACUUCCAAGGUCACAUCCUCAACGAAUUCGUCCGCAACUGCACACUCCCCUACCUCGAGGACGACCACGCCGCCGUGCGUCAAGCUGCUGCGGAAACGUGCGCAGACCUCUUCGUGAACGACCCUAUCUGCCGGCAGACGAGCAUGCAUGCCAUCGAGGUCGUCAACGACGUGCUUGACAAGCUUAUGACUGUCGGCAUCGCGGAUCCAGAUCCGGAGCUUCGAUGGACGGUGCUCAGCAAGUUUGGCGCACAAGAGCAGUUCGACCGCCAUCUCGCACAGUCCGAAUACGUGCGAUCCCUGUUUAUCGCGCUCAACGACGAGAAGUUCAAAGUGCGCGAAGUGGCCAUCGUCAUCAUCGGACGUCUUGCAAAGCACAACCCAGCAUACGUGAUGCCGUCGUUGCGAAAGGCGCUCAUUCAGCUCCUCACCGAGCUCGAAUAUUCGACCGUGAGCAGGCACAAGGAGGAAGCAGCCAAGCUGUUGACAGAGGUCGUUCGCGCUUCGCAACGACUGGUCAAGUCGUAUGCUCUUCCUAUGCUCGAGGUGCUCUUGCCAAAGGCGAACGAUCCGAGCGUUGGCGUUGCCGCGAGGGUCAUGGAGUGUCUUGGUGAGCUUGCCAAGGUCGGAGGUGAGGAUCUGGCUCCGAAUGUCGACCAGCUCAUGCGUCUUGCCAUCGACCAACUCUCCAGCACUGCGCCGGGGUCGUCGACGGCAAAGCGAGAUGCAGCGCUCAAGACGCUCGGUCUGGUCGCAUCCAACACUGGUCAUGUCGUCAACCCAUACCUCACAUACAGAAAUCUGCUCGGCACGGUCGUCAAGAUCCUCAAGACCGAGCAGUCCAAGCCAGUGCGUCGCGAGACGAUCCGAGUCAUGGGCAUUCUCGGUGCCCUUGAUCCCUACCGAUACAAGCUUCUCGAGAAGAACGGCGACGAGGGCCAGGACGAGACGUCCAAAGGAAGCGGAACUGAUCUCUUCGAGCUGGCACUAGCAAUCGGUACUUCCACGGAUGACUACUAUCAGAACAUCGCGAUCGAUGCCCUCAUUACGAUCCUCAAGGACCCUUCCCUGUCGACGCACCACCACGCCGUCAUCGAAGCCAUCAUGUACAUGUUCAAGACCCAAGGUCUCAAAUGUGUCACCUUUUUGCCGCAGAUCAUCCCCGCCUUCCUCAACGUCAUUCGCACAUGCGGCACGGGUCUCUCCGAGUUCUACUUUCAGCAGCUCGCCAUUCUUAUUUCGAUCAUCAAGCAGCAUGUCCGCAGCCAUCUCGAACCGAUCUUCGAGCUCGUGCAGGAGAACUGGAACCCAAACUCGAGCAUCCAGCUUACGAUCGUCUCGCUUGUCGAGGCCGUCGCAAAGGCGUUGGAGGGCGAGUUCAAGUCGUACCUGCCGAUCUUGCUUCCCAACAUGCUGCAAACGCUCGACGGCGAGAUCACGAGCAAGCGCCAACCCACGCUGCUCCGCAUCUUGCAGGCGUUCUAUGUGUUUGGCUCCAACAUCGAAGAGUACCUGCACCUGGUGCUGCCGGUCGUUGUCAAGAUGUUCGAACGUCCGGAUGCGUCUCAGGCGCUGCGUCGCUCUGCGAUCAUUACUAUUGGCAAUCUGUCGCGCAAGGUCAGCUUCUGCGACCAUGCUUCUAGGGUCAUCCACCCGCUCGUGCGAGUUCUCCCGACAGGCUCCACCGAGAUCCGCAAUGCUGUCAUGGAGACGCUGUCGGCACUCGUCGUCCAGCUCGGCCCCUCGUACGCGAUAUUCAUCCCCGUGGUCAACAAGGUUCUCGUUCAGAAUCGCAUCCAACACCCUGGCUACAAUCAGCUCGUCACUAAGCUGCUCAACGGCGAACGCCUCCCACAGGAUCUGUCUGCCAACGACAACGCGCUCGGAAGCAAGGUGGACGAGUCUCCGCAGGCCGAGGCCAACAAGAUGACGGUCAACCAGCAGCACCUCAAGCAGGCCUGGGACACAUCCAAGGUGUCGACCAGUGAGGACUGGCAAGAAUGGCUGAGGCGGAUGGCGGUCGAGUUCAUGCGUGAAUCGCCCAGUCAUGCUCUGAGGGCAUGCAGAAGCUUGGCAGAUGUCUACCCGGCCUUGGCGUACGGUCUCUUCAACGUCGCUUUUGUCUCAUGCUGGACCGAGCUGUACGAGCAGUACCAGAGCGACCUGGUCAAGGCUCUCGAGACAGCAUUCGAUGCUCCAGAAGUGCCCGGCGAUGUUGUGCACAUGCUGCUCAACUUGGCCGAAUUCAUGGAGCACGACGACAAGGCGCUGCCGAUCAACAUCCGCGUGCUCGGUGAUCGCGCCUACAAAUUCCACAGCUAUGCGAAAGCGCUUCAUUACAAGGAAGCCGAGUUCCUCACAGAUCCUUCUCCGCAGGUCGUCGAAAGCCUCAUCGACAUCAACACCAAGCUGCAGCAGUCCGAUGCGGCGUUCGGUGCUCUCACCUACGCGCGCGAACACCUCGACAUCACCCACCACGAAGAGUGGUACGAGAAGCUGCAUCGCUGGGAGGAGGCCUUGGCAGCGUACGACCGCAAAGCAAUGCUGGAUCCGGACGACUAUCCUGUCGCCUUUGGCAAGAUGCGCUGUUUGCACGCCUUGGGAGAAUGGGAGCAUCUCUCGGAUCUCGUGCAGCAAAAGUGGGGCAGAGCGGACAUGGAGGAUCGCCGACACAUGGCGCCUCUGGCUGCUGCUGCCGCCUGGUCGCUCGGCCAGUGGGAUACGAUGGACGACUACAUCUCGGCCAUGCGCUCCGACUCGUCCGAACGCUCCUUCUACCGCGCCAUCCUGCACACGCACCGCUCGCAACGCGCUGCGGCCAACAAGCAGAUUGCCAAGGCGCGAGAGUCGCUCGAUUCGGAACUCACUGCUCUGAUCAGCGAGAGCUACGGCCGUGCUUACGACCUCAUGGUACGCACUCAGAUGCUGUCCGAGCUCGAAGAGGCUCUUGCCUACAAGCUUGACUACAAGGAGCAGCCUGACCGCCAAGCCACCAUUCGAUCGACAUGGAUGAAGCGACUCAAGGGUUGUCAGCCAGAAGUUGAAGUGUGGCAGCGCAUCCUAUCUGUGCGCUCCAUCGUGCUCACUCCGGCUGAUGACACCGAGACAUGGAUCAAGUUCGCCAACUUGUGCCGCAAGUCAGGGCGGAUGGUCUUGGCCGAAAAGACGCUCAAUUCGCUGCUGGGACCCGAGCGCACGAAUGCCGACCCAAGGUCACCGAUCGGUCCACGAGCACCGCCACCGGUCAUUUAUGCACACCUCAAAUUCAUGUGGGCUUCAGGUGCCAGGAUCGAGUCGCUCAGCUACUUGCAAGAAUUCACGAUGAAUCUCGCCGAGGACCUUGGCGUCCACACUGUCGACGAGCACGGCAACUUGGUUACGCAAGACUGGCAGUCGUCGCCGCGUCUGGGCGAGUUUGCACGUCUGCUUGCACGCUGCUUCUUUAAGCAGGGUGAAUGGCAGAUGUCGCUGCGCGAGAACUGGGUCUUGGACGACAACAGCAACGUCAUCGAGAGCUACCGCCGAGCCACCGAGCUCGACCGCAACUGGUACAAGGCGUGGCACGCGUGGGCGCUGGCCAACUUCGAGAUCAUCUCGCACCACGAGGAGAGGAACGACCAGAUCACGCCGCAGAUGAUCGCAGCGAGUAUCGUCCCGUCGGUGCAGGGCUUCUUCCGCUCGAUCGCGCUAGCCAGCGGCAACUCGUUGCAGGACACGCUGCGUCUGCUGACGCUGUGGUUCAAGUACGGUCAUCAGGAGGAUGUCUCGCAGGCGGUGAGCGAGGGCUUUGCCAGCGUCAUUGUGGAUACGUGGCUGGAGGUCAUUCCACAGAUCAUUGCUCGUAUUACGGCGCCGUCACCGCGCGUGCGUCGUCUCAUUCACAACCUGCUGUCCGACGUUGGACUGGCGCAUCCACAGGCUCUGGUCUAUCCGCUCACGGUCGCGGCCAAGAGUCCGAGUCACAUGCGCAUCCAGGCGGCCAUGGGCAUUAUGGACAACGUGCGCGAGCACUCGCCGGUGCUGGUGGAGCAGGCGCUGCUCGUAUCAAACGAGCUCAUCCGCGUCGCGAUCCUGUGGCACGAGAUGUGGCACGAAGGACUCGAAGAAGCGUCGAGGCUCUACUUUACCGAGCACAACAUCGAUGCCAUGUUCGCGACGCUCGAGCCGCUGCACGAUGCGCUCGAGAAGGGACCCGAGACACUGCGCGAGACGUCCUUCGCCCAAACGCACGGUCGCGAUCUGGCCGAAGCCCGCGAGUGCGGUCGACGCUUCCGUCAGUACGGCGACAUUUCGGAUCUCAACCAGGCGUGGGACCUGUACUACCACGUCUUCAAGAAGAUCACCAAGCAGCUGCCGGCGGGCAACUCGGUGCAGCUCGAUCUGCAGUACGUCUCGCCGAAGCUGCUGGCCAUGCGCGAUCUGGAGUUGGCGGUGCCGGGAACGUAUCAGUCGGGCAAGCCGAUCGUAUGCAUCACGCGGUUCGAGCAGAUCGUACUGGUGAUCGCGUCGAAGCAGCAUCCACGUCGACUCAAGAUGAAGGGGUCGGACGGUAAGACGUACCAGUAUCUGCUCAAGGGUCACGAGGAUCUCCGACAGGACGAGCGCGUAAUGCAACUCUUCGGUCUGGUCAACACGCUUCUCUCGAUCGACUCGGAGAGUUACAAGCGACGACUGGAGAUUCGACGCUUCCCCGUGAUCCCGCUCUCGCCCAACACGGGCAUGAUCGGCUGGGUCGAACACACCGACACGCUCCACGUGCUCAUCAAGGAGUACCGCGAACAACACAAGAUCCUGCUCAACAUCGAACACCGGUUGAUGCUGCAGAUGGCCCCCGAUUACGACCACCUCACGCUGAUGCAGAAGGUCGAGGUGUUCGAGUAUGCGCUGGACAACACGCCCGGGCAGGACCUGUACCGGGUGUUGUGGUUGAAAUCGCGCAAUUCGGAAUCGUGGUUGGAACGACGAUUGGCGUAUACGCGCUCGUUGGCCGUGUCCUCCGUCGCGGGUUACAUCUUGGGUCUUGGCGAUCGACACCCGUCCAAUCUGCUGCUCGACAGGCUCACCGGUCAAAUCGUCCAUAUCGAUUUCGGUGACUGUUUCGAGAUCGCCUGUCAUCGACCGAAGUUUCCUGAAAAGGUGCCGUUCCGACUCACUCGCAUGUUGGUCAACGCCAUGGAAGUUGGGGGGAUCAAGGGGACGUUCAAGGUCACGGCGGAGAACACGAUGCGCGUGUUGCGCGAUAACAAGGAGUCCGUGCUAGCGCUACUGGAGGCCUUCGUGCAUGAUCCAUUGAUAAGUUGGCGACUGGUAGCGGACGAAGCGGCACCGGAUGCACAGGAGAACGAAGCUGCCCCCACCGAAACCACCACCACCACCACCACGGCGGUCAACACCACCGCAAACGUCGGCGCCUCCGGCACAGUCCCGGCAAACCAACGCGAGAGUGACACCGAAGAACCGGCCAAGGGUGGCGCCAUCGCCGCCCCAACAGGCGUCCCACACGACAUGCGCAACCAGCGCGCCCUAGAGGUCGUCCGAAGGAUCCAGAACAAGUUGGCCGGCAGAGAUUACAAUCCGUCGGAAAGUCUCAGUGUCGCAGCCCAGAUCGAAAGACUCGUCCAGGACGCGACGAGUAAGGAGAAUCUCUGUUGCGCGUUUGUCGGAUGGUGUUCUUUCUGGUAG
Kalmanozyma brasiliensis GHG001 is the source of this 7152-nucleotide messenger RNA. Its product is annotated as PIK-related kinase, FAT. Bases 1 to 7152 code for a protein of 2383 amino acids. The record is from RefSeq and is a predicted model, not a curated record. NCBI's taxonomy places the organism in Eukaryota, Fungi, Basidiomycota, Ustilaginomycetes, Ustilaginales. The transcript has a single exon. Gene Ontology annotation, biological process: TOR signaling; protein phosphorylation; negative regulation of macroautophagy. Gene Ontology annotation, molecular function: protein-containing complex binding; protein binding; protein serine/threonine kinase activity. Gene Ontology annotation, cellular component: TORC1 complex; nucleus; TORC2 complex.